ACAAGUACAAGUGAGGGUUGGUUAGUGAGGGGGGGUUAAUGUACAACUUUAAUAUAGUUAACCUGGUAGUGAGUGAGUGGGUAAGGGGGUUUGUUCCCUUAUUUAUCGUUGAGUAAGAUAGUGCGGAGAGAUUUGCGGGGUUCCCAGUGGAGCCGGCAUGGAGUUUGAGGAGUCGGGGAUCCGGGAGGAGUGUGGCGUGUUCGGCUGCGUCGCUGCGGGUGAGUGGCCGACUCACUUGGACGUGCCUCAUGUUAUCGCCCUCGGGCUGGUGGCACUUCAGCACAGAGGUCAAGAAAGUGCUGGAAUUGUGACAAGUAAUGGAGGCUCUCCACCAUCAUAUAUGAUGCAUAAGGGAAUGGGUCUCAUAAAUAGUACAUUCCGUGAAGAACAAAUACAAAAACUUCGCAAUGGAAACCUGGGAAUAGGACACACUCGAUAUUCUACAUCGGGUAUUUCUGAAUUGCAGAAUUGUCAACCAUUUGUAGUGGAAACUCUUCAUGGAAAGAUCGCUGUAGCUCACAAUGGAGAAUUAGUAAAUGCAAAAAAAUUAAAAAUGAAGGUAUUACGACAUGGUGUUGGAUUAUCAACUAGCUCUGACAGUGAACUUAUUAUACAACUUUUGGCUUUAACUCCUCCUAAGGAGGAAGCUGACUUACCUGACUGGGUGGCCAGGAUUAGAACUUUGAUGACUGCAACAUCUACCUCUUAUUCAAUGCUACUUAUGUACAAAGAUGUAAUUUAUGCUGUCCGUGAUCCUUAUGGGAAUCGUCCUCUAUGCCUUGGCCGCCUUGUACCAGUUUCCAAGUUGAAUAGUUCAGGAGAGGCAUACAAUGAAACAGAAACUGAAGGAUGGGUGGUUUCUUCUGAAUCGUGCAGUUUCCAGUCAAUUGGAGCCAGAUAUUAUCGUGAAAUAUUACCAGGAGAAAUUGUACAGAUCUCCAAGAAUGGUGUCCAGACACUUGACGUUGUCCCAAGGGCUGGAGGAGAUCCACCUGCUUUCUGUAUCUUUGAAUAUGUUUAUUUUGCUAGACCUGACUCUAUAUUUGAAGGACAGAUGGUAUAUACAGUCAGGCAGCGUUGUGGGCGGCAGCUUGCUAUUGAAGCACCUGUUGAUGCAGACUUGGUUAGUACGGUUCCUGAAUCUGCUACUCCAGCAGCACUUGGUUAUGCACAAGAGGCAGGACUUCCAUAUGUAGAAGUGCUCUGCAAAAACCGUUAUGUAGGUCGAACAUUCAUUGCUCCAAAUACAAGACUGCGGCAACUUGGAGUAGCACAAAAAUUUGGAGCCUUGAGUGACAACUUUGCUGGAAAGCGGAUUGUGUUAAUAGAUGAUUCAAUUGUACGUGGGAAUACAAUUUCUCCAAUUAUUAAAGUCCUGAAAGAAGCAGGUGCAAAAGAGGUACACAUCCGUGUGGCUUCACCUCCAAUAAGAUUUCCUUGUUACAUGGGAAUUAACAUUCCAACGAAAGAAGAAUUGAUUGCCAACAAACCAGAAUUUGAAGAUCUUGCAGGCUAUAUAGGAGCAAAUAGCGUGGUUUAUCUCUCUGUCGAUGGAUUGGUAUCUGCUGUACAAGAGGGAAUUAACAGCCAGCAAACAAAUUCCAUCCUAAAUAAUAGUGAAAUUGAGAAAAAAGUAUCUUCUAGGCAAACAGGUCACUGUACAGCUUGUCUUACAGGAAAAUACCCUGUGGAGCUUGAAUGGUAAAAUUACUUUGUAUAGUUUUGAGUGCUUUUAUCUAAAGGUUUUUUUUGUUAUGAUUUGAUUACAGUAUGUAAGGACAUCAUGGUGCUAUUUUCUAGUCAGCACCCAUGACUUUUUUUUUAAUCAAUUGAGUAUUUUUUUGUAUCUGCUUGGUGUUCCCAUGGAUGCAUUCUUGUGCCACCAUUAUGUACACUAUAUAUUGACUAAUCACCAUCUCCAUGCAUGAUGUUUGCUUUUCAUGGUACAUUGCGAUAAGAAUGUGUCAACUAUAGAGUUUAUUGAGAACUGUCAAAUGAAUUAUUGUUGAUGGAAACUAUUUUAACUGCAAAGGGCAAACACACUUGCAACUAUUGUCAAAAAUAUAUUGGAAAUAAUUUGAAUUAAAAAUAACUGAUGAGGUACCUUUUUAAUGUGAGCGUACUAAGCAAUGCACUGUCUUUUGAUGAUUGAUUUAUAAUUUACAUGUACAUAGUUUUAAGCAUAGUCCAGCUUUUAGCUCCUGGAUUGGGAUUGAAGUGUUUGGACUGUUCCUUGCUCUAAAACCUAACCUGUAACAAGUUCACAUUAAAACAUUAGGUCACAGUGGACAACUACUGAAAGUUUUUGAUUGCUCUUAAGUCUGGGGUUAACGAAAGAUCAGCAUCUGUGCACUCUGUUGAAGAUGUUACAGAACUGAGUAAAACAAUAAAUAUCCUUUUCAGCCCUCACUCCAGCAUUCCUGCCAUGCCAACUCAUUUGCUCCACCUGCCUCCAUGGACCAUACUUUUCAAUCCUGUGCCACAGUGCCUAAACCUCAUGGCCUAUGUACUUCAUGCCUCCUAUCCACCUCAAUUUACCACUACACUUACAAAUGAACUCACCCAGUAUCUGUCUUGCAGACCUCCAGACUCAUGCUAAGAUGAAAUUAAAUUAAAGUUGUUUAACUUUGAUUAACUCAUUUCACAAAGGAAACUCUUAACUGAUGAAACCCCAUCACUAUUUUUGUAUUCCUUUGAAUUUAAAUGCUUGUUUUUUAUAAGAGUUCCCCUUGAAAAGGUUUAUGACCAUUUGGCUGUCAGUAAAACUAUGAACUGACCAGCAACCUACUACGAUAAGUUGUGAAACAAAUCAUGUGCCACUAAUCUUGCUAUGGUAGCUCUCAGGCUUCUGUCAUAGAAAUAGUAUGUGUACUGAAAUAGUAAGCACUGAUAUUUUGUGCCACUGAUUUUUCAUUUGACACUACAGCUUGUUUUUUUUUUUCAAAUAUUUAAAGAAUAUGGAUUUUGCAUGCCUUAACAUUCCUUUGACUUCACCUGAAACCCUUUUGUGCGUAUUUAUGUCAACUUGAACCUGUCCCAAAAGGCACCUGACAGCUUCUAAGAGUGCCCCAGGACCAUAUUCAAAAGGUACCUUACUUCUCCGAACAACUUACUUAACUCUGUGAGGAAGACUGGUAGAGAAAGACCUUCCCAAACUGGUCCAAAGUGCAUAACUUGUUUUUUAGAUAUUCAACUAGCAAAACUCAGAUCAACCUAAGGCAGCUGUUUUUUUUUAAUGCAUGCAAUUGUCUGCAUAAGCUACCAUCAGUGUAAGAGAUUUUAAAAAAAACUUUCUUGGGUUUUUCCUAAAUUUUGUGUUUAGCUAUCUUUAACUGCUUUUUUUUAGCUGAAGGGCAUGAUGGUUUCUAGUAUUGUAUUAGAAGUUUGAUGAUCUGCCAUCAGCUGACAGGACCUUGGAACUAAAUUAUAUAAUUUUUGUUUAAUACAUACAAUACUUGAAGCUAUUGAGUUAUAAAUACUUGCAUUUAGAGUUUUUGAAUGUCUGAAUCUUGGACUGACUGUCUAACUUCAUGACUUUAGUCUGCAAAGGUUUAAAUUGAACAGCAUUUCAAGAUUGGAAAUGUCCUUUAAUUUUAAUCUGCUACUGAAUGUUUAUACCCAUUGUUAUGUUAUCAUAUCUUUAAUUCUCAAAUGAAAAGAAUUUUCCUUUCAUU
Molecule: messenger RNA, 3674 nt
Organism: Hemiscyllium ocellatum (epaulette shark)
Lineage: Eukaryota; Metazoa; Chordata; Chondrichthyes; Orectolobiformes; Hemiscylliidae
Gene: ppat
Product: phosphoribosyl pyrophosphate amidotransferase
Exons: 11
Coding region: 158-1705 (515 amino acids)
Biological process (GO): purine nucleobase biosynthetic process; purine nucleotide biosynthetic process
Molecular function (GO): amidophosphoribosyltransferase activity
Source: RefSeq, a predicted model, not a curated record